This is a messenger RNA of Syngnathus acus (greater pipefish), 2560 nucleotides long. Its product is annotated as pleckstrin homology domain-containing family A member 1-like. The record is from RefSeq and is a predicted model, not a curated record. Gene Ontology annotation, molecular function: PDZ domain binding. Bases 206 to 1420 code for a protein of 404 amino acids. Lineage: Eukaryota; Metazoa; Chordata; Actinopteri; Syngnathiformes; Syngnathidae. The transcript has 13 exons. Gene Ontology annotation, cellular component: membrane; cytoplasm.
UCCGCGUUGAGUGCCGCCUGCGGUGCUCGGGUUCCUCCUCCGUGUUGCUUGCUGGAUGGGAGAUGGGCUGAGGCGGAGAAGGGCGACCCCCAGCAACAGCCAGUCGGCAACAGAGGCCACACACUGCGGCUAGGAGUUCUUGUUUGCCCUCCGUCCUCCUCAGCUUUUUCGGCCCGGGCAGGCCAGGGAAUGUCCCGGCGGCGCCAUGCCUUACGUGGACCGGCAGAACCGCAUCUGUGGCUUCUUGGACAUCGAGGAGCACGAGAGCAGCGGCAAGUUCCUGCGCCGCUACUUCAUCUUGGACACGCAACAGGGCAGCUUGGUCUGGUUCAUGGACAACCCGCAGAACCUUCCGGUCGGCGCGGAUUGCGUCGGCUCCCUGAAGCUGACUUACAUUUCAAAGGUCAGCGAUGCCACUAAGUUGAGGCCAAAGGCAGAGUUCUGUUUUGUCAUCAAUGCUGGGAUGAGGAAGAUCUUCCUGCAGGCCAACGAUCAGCAGGACCUGGUGGACUGGGUCAACGCGCUCAAUAAAGCCACCAAGAUCACGGUUCCCAAACCCUCAGACGGUCAGCAGAAUUCCGAGAACAACAAGUCUUUGCUGGAUGCCGUGGGACCCAAGAAACAAGUGUCGUAUAAAACGGAGAUCAUAGGAGGGGUUCCCAUCGUCACCCAGACGCAGCAUGAAGGUGGCGACGGGGCCGAACGAGCAGAACGUGAGGCCAUGCAGCGCUCGCACAGCCAGUUGCCCUACUUCCUGGGCAGGCCCACCCAGGACCACACGGUCAUCAAGUCGGGCUACUGCGUCAAGCAAGGCGCCGUGAUGAGGAACUGGAAACGGCGAUAUUUUCUCUUGGAGGAAAACUCCAUGAGCUACUUCAAGUCCGAUCUGGAGAAAGAGCCGCUCAGGAUGAUCCCGCUGAAGGAGGUUCACAAAGUGCAGGAGUGCAAACAGAGUGACAUUAUGAUGCGCGACAAUCUGUUCGAGGUAGUCACCACGUCCAGGACAUUUUACAUACAGGCCGACAGUCCUGAGGAGAUGCACAGCUGGAUCAAGGCCGUCUCGGGGGCCAUCGUGGCCCAGCGGGGACCCGGGAGGUCCGCUGCUACAAUGCGGCAGGCCAGACGGCUGUCGAACCCCUGUAUACAGAGGUAUACGUCUCGAAUUGGGGAGUGCAGCAGCACGAGCACAGUGGCCGCUCCACAUUCUACCGCAGCACCGCGGGCCCCCCCGUCCCUCGCUCGCCCGUAUCCGCCGCGCCACCAAGCCAGCCCGAUUGGGGUGACGCCGACGCCGGCGCGUGCGGUCCACGCUCGCAGCCUGGCGUGGGACAGCGAGCACUUCAUGAGCCUGCUGCCCCGGCCCGCUCACAGCCGCACGCCGGCCCGCCUCUCCCUGCAGGAGACCCGCCUGGCAAAGUGAGCCCGUGCGGCGAGGAGUCGCCGUGGCGCCGGCGGAGCGCCAUGGAGCCACACGUGACCGAGCCGCCCUUGGACCUGGACGACGCCGAAUUGCCGGUGAGCGAGGUCUGAGCAGGAUUUUCCAAACGGCUGACCCAACAAGGAAGCUUUUCUGUGGAGACGAGGUGGCCGUCGCUGAACUUUUAAGCUCCUCCCUUUCCGGUGCUGUCCGUGCUCACACACACACACAUGCACACACACACACACUCAAAUGUUGGGUAAUCCUCUGAACUUGUGUGCCAAAGAUGACCCAGUCUUCACCCGCAGUCAAUCUGCUCAUCUCUUUACUGUGGCAUAUUUAUUUGGCAAGCUAAAUGAAUUAUGGAGUCUUUUCACGGUGAUGUCAGACCACUUUAGCUCAGUCUUUUCCUGAACUUACCUUCAUACCUAAGAUUUCUUUUCUUUCACUUAAUCACACAAAAAACGGACUGUUUGUCUAGUAUGUUUUUUAAUAAUGGGGAGGGGGCUAUUCAACCUACAAUUUUUUUAAUCUGGCCUACCAAGCUAUAAUAUUUAUUAAACAAUUAUCUUAUUGAUUAACUUAUACAUGUUAUUUUUUAAAUCAUUUAUGAAAUGUCAUAAUUGAUUAGUUAUUAAUUGUAAAUAAAAACAAGUAAAAUAACUAAUCAUUUUAAUUUUAUGUCUCUCAUGGGGGAAAAAAAAAAAAAGGUUCCAAAGUGGUCCGGCGUCAUUGUCAAAAGAGGUCUUGGUAUCUUUAAGGUUUUGGAGACUGCAUUUAGCUUCACACGGACGUGCCGCUUUGACCACUAAGUGCCAAGAAUAAAAGGGAGCAUUUAGGGAUCACAAAAAAACAAGAGGACUCAACCUGUCUCUCUAAUGGACUGAGGAUGAAUAAGCUGUGUGGUUCGUACACUCUCUUAACACUGGAUUGAACCCAGGUUUCGUUUUACCAGUGUCACUCUUAAGCUCGCUGUUUUGAUUUGUUAAGCAGAGAUCCCGGACUGUUUUUGGGACUACCUGCAACUCUGCCUAAUUGUAUAAUUGCUUAAGUCAUUUUUGGGCGUUUGUCAGAAAAUAAGGAAGUAAAAAUGGUGAUAGAUUACCAUAACCUGCAUCACUACACAUGCGUUGAGAAAAGAAA